Messenger RNA from Exaiptasia diaphana, 828 nucleotides. RefSeq lists its product as uncharacterized. Bases 99 to 623 code for a protein of 174 amino acids. The transcript has 5 exons. The record is from RefSeq and is a predicted model, not a curated record. NCBI's taxonomy places the organism in Eukaryota, Metazoa, Cnidaria, Anthozoa, Actiniaria, Aiptasiidae.
CCUGGAUGACGUCCGCGUCUUCAUGCUAAAUCACUCUACUGUUUCCACGUUGUUUACGUUUGAAUAUUCGCUUUAUUACUGAGCAGAAACUAUCAAAAAUGCCUUCAAAUGUGGAAAUUAAAGCUAGAGUACAUGAUUUAUUGGAAUUAAAGGCAAGAGCCAAGACACUUAGUGGCGAUACUGGCACAAUUAUAGAACAAGAAGACACAUUUUUCGAUGUGCCAAAUGGGCGAUUGAAGCUGCGUUGCCUCAAGGGCAGGCCAUCACAGUUAAUCUACUAUGAACGACCAGAUGCAAGCGGGCCGAAGCUCUCCAAUUAUUACAUUGCAGAAACAAAUCAGCCUAAAGAAAUGGUUGUCACACUUAAGCAUGCUUUAGGAAUCAAAGGAGUAGUGAAGAAAAAACGUGUCUUGUAUUUAAUUGGACAGACACGAGUUCAUGUGGAUCAGGUUGAAGGUCUAGGAGACUUUAUGGAGUUAGAGGUUGUGCUUGAGGAAGGACARACAACAGAAUAUGGGCAACAAAUAGCUGAUGUUUUAAUGAAGAAGUUAGGAAUAGAUAAAGGUGAUCUAGUAACUGGAGCAUACAUGGAUUUAAUAUUGGCAAAAAAUAAUGAUCAGUGAUGGGUUAGUUAAACAUAUACUAGGUAAUGUAGAAUUUUAGACAAGCUGAUAUUAUGUAUAAUAAUAAGAAUAGACUUUCUUACUGUAUUUUUCUUGAAUGUAAUUGCUAAAAAUUUAUGUUAACUUUGUUUAUUUUGAUGUUUUUUUUUCCUGUAUUGGUAUUUCGAUGCAUUAUUGUUCAUAGAAAAUUCUAUGACAAGAAAAU